CCAACACCUCCAACCCGAUCACCUCUCAACCUGCCGACCUCCACCAUGGCUGCCUCGGACCGAAACGCCCUGCUCGACAUGGGCUUCAGCACCAACAAAGUCGACCGGGCUCUUGCAGCGACCGGCAAUGCCGGAUUGCAGCCUGCUCUGGACUGGUUGAUUGCUCAUAUCGACGAUCCCGAUACUGAGGAACCCGCCUCAUCCUCGGCGCCCGAACCUUCUGCUGCAUCAGAUAGCCAGAUGACAGAUGCGCAUGACGGGGAAAUCACUGCCGAGGAGGCCACGGCACAGUCCCUCCGAUGUGAUGAGUGCGGCAAGCUGCUCCGAAACGCGGCCGCUGCCGAGUUCCAUGCUGCAAAGACUCAACACACCAGCUUCAGCGAAUCCACCGAGGCCAUCAAGCCUCUCACGGCCGAAGAAAAGGCACAGAAACUGGCCGAUCUUCAGGCCAAGCUGGCUGCCAAGCGCGAGGCCCAAAAGGCCCAAGCGGCCAUCGAGGCCCGCGAACAGGAGCGCAUCCGACGAAAGGCCGGCCAGGAAAUGGCGCAUAUGCGCGAGGAGCUGAAGGUGACCGAGAUGCAAAAGGCCAUUGAACAGAGGAAGCAAGAGAAGCUUGACGAGAAGGCGGCGCGCGAGCGGGUCCGCAUGCAGAUCGAGCAGGACAAGAAGGACAGGGCCGCAAAGGAAGCCACCGACAGCAUCAACACCUGCGUGCUUGCCAAACGGGCCGCACCGCCUUUGCAUCGACGACAUGGCCGAAUCCGUCGCGAGCGGCACAGGAUCCAUCGCUCCUUGGGAAACCAUGUGGAUCUGACCUCCCAUAUUCUGCUCUCCCAUGUGCGGCACCAGCGCGAAGCCGAGCGACUGGCCAGUCUCGGCCAGAGCGCAUCGCCUGCUGGCGCUACCUCAGCUUCGAUCGUCCAGCCCCCGCCGUCUGCAUCGUCGUCCGCAUCGUCGUCUGCCGCCAAGAACUACACCGAGUCCCGUCUCCAGAUCCGAGUUCCCGAUGGCCCGCCGCUGACGACCACCUUCAAGGCCGACGAUACGCUGGAGGCCGUUUACCAGUUCUUGGCCGCACAGCGACCGGGCUCCAGCUACAAGCUGCUCCAAACCUUCCCCCGGAAGGUUCUCGACGGGCCUGACCGAAGCAAGACGUUGAAGGAGCUGGGCCUGGUGCCCAGUGCCGCACUGGUGGCCCAGCCGUGA
This is a messenger RNA of Polychytrium aggregatum, 1206 nucleotides long. RefSeq lists its product as uncharacterized. The record is from RefSeq and is a predicted model, not a curated record. Gene Ontology annotation, molecular function: protein binding. The transcript is spliced from 7 exons. Lineage: Eukaryota; Fungi; Chytridiomycota; Chytridiomycetes; Polychytriales. Bases 46 to 1206 code for a protein of 386 amino acids.